AUGGUACAAGCAACAGAAGCUCAGGUCACUACUCGAUUGCAAUCUCUUCAAUCCCGUAUGGAUGCACAAGAUGGCAAAAUUGAUCAGAUCUCCGCCCAGAUGCAAGAAAUGAAGACACUUAUGGAGAAAUUGUUACUAAAAUCACCUGAAAAAUUUGGGAAACAUCCUGAAGAAGGAUCAUCAUCAGGACUCAUCCUUGAAUCCGGUAACCUUCCUCCGCGCUUUGGUUCAACCAACCCUCACCACCCCGACGAUUCCGUCUUCUCUCUUCCUAAGGUCAAGCUACCGGUGUUCGAUGGCACUGACCCUCGAGGCUGGAUAACCAAAGCUGAACUCUAUUUCUCCGUCCACUAA
Lactuca virosa is the source of this 354-nucleotide messenger RNA. The record is from the annotation of a GenBank genome assembly. Lineage: Eukaryota; Viridiplantae; Streptophyta; Magnoliopsida; Asterales; Asteraceae.